AUGAAAGUGCACGAGACGAGAAAGAAGCUUGGAACGAAAUUGCAAUCCGUGGCCAGUUUGUACGUCCUGUUCAACUUGGUCUCGAGAGCUGUGUACGGCGAUAAUGCGAUAGAUAAAUCGUACCCGCUGGCGGCCGCUUGCAAUGCGAGCGAUCAACGUCUGAGUGUGGUGAAUCCAGCAGUAGGCGGUGAGUCGCCGCCCGAUACCGUGAUGUACGAGGUGUCCUGCGUUGCCGGGAACAAAGUGGACGCCGCGUACGCGGUGAAGAGCCUGUCCAACGUGAUACCGCACAGCAUGGGCCACUCGGUGUCGACGGCGCACCGCCACCACGGCCACUCGCAGUCGUACAAGCACAGGCCCGAGCCGCCGCCGCCGCCGGUUAGCAAGCCCGACGCGCUCAAGUCUCACGUGAUGAGGCUCCUCAAGCGCUCGAAGAGCCACACGCCAGCGACCAGGGUAGCAGAGGUGCAAGGAGACGCGCGCGCCUUCGACCGCCGUACGGUCUUCUCGCGCCCCGUGGCAGACGAGCAGAGGAGGCGGCGCAACUCGGCCGAGAGGCGGCGCAGCGCCGACAAGCGGGUGAUGGUGACGAUAGUCGACGGCCUGCCCGUGGUGGUGACGGGCCGGGGUGAGAUGCAGCCGCAGCCGCCGCCGCCGCCCCCGCCCCACCACCACCCGCCGCCGGUGACGCAUCACAGGCACACGCACAGGGACAAGGUCGCAGCCACUUCUCCCGACGACAAACGC
This is a messenger RNA of Iphiclides podalirius (scarce swallowtail), 747 nucleotides long. NCBI's taxonomy places the organism in Eukaryota, Metazoa, Arthropoda, Insecta, Lepidoptera, Papilionidae. The record is from the annotation of a GenBank genome assembly.